AUGUCGAGGAAAGUUUAUAUGAGGGCGCCGGUAAUUAACGAAAUACAGGCGGACAAAACUUCUGACGGAUCGGAACGAAAAGGAGCGAAACGAUCAAAGGGAAAAUCAAGACGAUGUUGUGGUAAAAGUCGUGUGAGAGAAAGUGAGUCUGGUGAGACGGAGAGGGAAGGAACAUUAUGUGGAUGCUGUCAAAAGUCUAGAUCAAAACGAACAGAGAGUUUGGACAAAGCCACUGAGUGUUUUCUGGGCGAGGAUUCGCCCAAGUGUGAUAAAGUGCACGAUCAAAAUGGCAAACAAACUACGGAAUCAUCAGGUUCCCCUCCGGAAACUCCCAAGAGGGGUUAUUGCGCGUGCUGUUGUCCAUCCAAACCGAAACGGAUGGCCAUUCCUUGCGACGAGCCGGGUUCCGGAGAUCCGGAGUCGGGACAGCGUACAUGUGCUUCGUUUUGCCGUCGUCGUUGUUGUUGUUGUUGUAAAAACGUGACGGCGAAACAAGCGAAGAAAAAUUGUGUGAUUUGUUGUAAGAAAACGUUAGCCUUUUUCUUUUCCCACGUGGGACUAUGCUCGCUGGUGGUGGGUUACUCUAUAGCCGGUGGGUUUAUAUUCCAGAGCCUGGAAGCUCCGUUUGAACUGAAAGAACGUAGCAAUGUCGCGGAGAGGCGACAGUUCUAUGUGGAACGGUUGUGGAACGUUACAGAACAGCUGAAUAUCCUGUACGAGCUUAAUUGGACGAGUCUUGCGAACGACGUUUUGGUGGACUUUCAGGUGGAGGUAUACCGGGCCACAAAGGAGAAAGGUUGGAACGGUCAGGACGGGCUACAGGAGCUACAGUGGUCCUUCACCGGUGCGCUACUCUACUCUGUUACCGUCAUAACCACAAUAGGUUACGGCCAUAUUGCCCCCAGGACGAGGUACGGUCGACUGGUCACCAUAUUCUACGCCCUCGUGGGGAUUCCGUUAACCCUACUGUGCCUGGCGAAUUUAGGGUCUCUCUUUGGGGAUUGCUUUCGGUUUUUCUACAAACAUUUACUGCGAUUCUUGUCUUGGGUCUGUUUGCCAUCUAAAUCUUCAAAGUCGAAGCGCGGCAAGAGGGUAUCGUCCCGCGAAGAGCGGAACCCUUUACGAUCAUCGCAGGGUGGAGGUUCCGGGGAGGUGGAACCGUUCGAUCAGGAGGAAGUAGCGUCCAGUAAGGAGGAGGGUCCCGUGAGGGUGCCACUGUUUGUCUCCAUCCUCCUCAUAGCCAUGUACAUCUUCGGCGGUGCGAUGCUGUUUUCCAUGUGGGAGGACGACUGGGAUUACCUCAUCGGCUCCUACUUUUGCUUCAUCACACUUAGUACCAUAGGCUUUGGCGAUUUCGUCCCGGGCGCCUCUAUGAACUCAUGGGCUAACGAACAGAAGUCCGUGCUGUGCGCGUUGUAUCUCGUUUUCGGGCUUUCCCUGAUCGCGAUGUGCUUCAAUCUCAUGCAAGAGGAGGUGAAAGCCAAGUUCAGGUGGCUGGCUUUGAAGCUGAAUCUUAUUGACAAGGAUGUUAAGAAGCAACGGAUGCAAGGUCCCUCCAGGAUUCUUUGA
Molecule: messenger RNA, 1569 nt
Organism: Liolophura sinensis
Lineage: Eukaryota; Metazoa; Mollusca; Polyplacophora; Chitonida; Chitonidae
Product: TWiK family of potassium channels protein 18-like
Exons: 2
Coding region: 1-1569 (522 amino acids)
Biological process (GO): potassium ion transmembrane transport; stabilization of membrane potential
Cellular component (GO): plasma membrane
Molecular function (GO): outward rectifier potassium channel activity; potassium ion leak channel activity
Source: RefSeq, a predicted model, not a curated record